AUGCCAUGUUCAUGUGCUGAGUGGAGGAGGUGGAUCCGCCCUCUGGUUCUGGUUCUUUACGCCCUUCUGCUGGUGGCUGUCGUGCCGCUCUGCAUCUGGGAGCUGCAGAAAGACAAGGUACACACACUUUAUUAUCUUAUUAUCACCUCCACCUGAACAUUACAUGUCUCCAACCACACACAGACCUUUCACCGUGAACACGACAUUAACCUUUAAACGGUCACAUCUGGCCGCCUCUGUCUGUUUCUGCAGGUCGGGACUCACAGUAAAGCCUGGUUCAUCGCCGGAGUCUUCGUUUUUCUGACCAUCCCCAUCUCUCUAUGGGGGAUCCUGCAGCACAUCGUUCACUUCACCCAGCCUGAGCUGCAGAGGCCCAUCAUCAGGUGGACACACAACCACAAACACAUGUUUAACUUUAGAGGGGAUAGUUCUCUUUAGUCAGGGAAUAAUAAAUAUUCACAAACACAAACCAAAACCACAACAGUUCCUUAAAAUGACCCCCGCUGUGUCUCCAUCUGUCUCUACCAGGAUACUUUGGAUGGUCCCGAUCUACAGUCUGGACAGUGUGAGUCAUCAUCAUCACACACACACACACGCUCAUACACUUACACACUUACAGGAAGCUUUCUAUUACAUUAGUUGCCAUGGUAGCGGCCUUAAUUGGAGAUGAUAGGAGAGUGUGAGAGGCACAGAGGUCAUGUUACACACACACACACACACACUGAUUUUGUCAUGUCCUUGUCUUGUCAUUUUUCUUCUUUCCGUCCCUUUUUGAUCAGAUUUCUUUCCCUUUCCUAGAGAUCUGUUUUUCUUUUUUCUACGUUUUUGUCUCUCUUUUCUGGUCUUUCUUUUUCUGUGUUUUUAUCUUUCCUUUUGUCUUUUCUCUUCAUUUUGUUUUUCCUUUAUUCUAUCUUCUCAUUUCAUCCAUUGUCUGUUAAUAAUUCUUAACCGAGGAGUUAUCUGUCCGGGGCUUUUUGCCCCUGGUACGGUCUCCCAAAGCAGAUUGGUCCUAGGUGAAGGGUCAGACUAAGAACGGUUCAGAAGACCCUCAUGAAAAAGAACACAGGGAAACAGUGUACCCGGUCCGGAGGGACACCGGGGCCCCACCCUGGAGCCAGGCCUGGGGUUGGGGCCCACUGGCAAGCGCCUGGUGGCCAGGCCUGCACCCAUGGGGCUGGGCUCAGCCCGAACGAGCCACAUGGGCACUGCCUCCUGUGGAGCCACCACCCACCAUGAGGAACUUGAAGUGCUUGAUGGACUGGGCGGUGGACCAAGGCGGGGGCCUUGGCGGUCUGAUCCUCAGUUAUGGAAACUGGCUCUUGGAACAUGGAACGUCACCUCUCUGGUGGGGAAGGAGCUGGAGCUUGUGGGGGAGGUUGAGCAUUAUUGACUAGAUAUAGUCGUCUCACCUCUACACAUAGUGUUGGUUCUGGAACCCAAGUCCUUGAGAGGGGUUGGACACUCUUUCACACUGGAGUUGCUCUGGGUGCUAGGUGGAGUUUGCUCGCCCCAAGACUUGCCGCUGGGACUCUGGGGUUUUCUCGGCUGGACGAAAGGGUUGCUUCCCUACGCCUCCUGGUCGGGGAACGGGUCCUGACUGUUGUCUUUGCGUAUGCACCGAGUAACAGUUCUGAGUACCCACCCUUUUUGGUGACCCAAGGACGGACGCUAGACAGUGCCCCGACUGGGGACUCCAUUGUUCUGCUGGGAGACUUCAACGCUCACGUUGGCAUUGACAGCAAGACCUGGAGGGGUCUGUCAGCAGUGAUGCCGACACUUAACCAAAACCACAGCCCUCAGUGACGAUCCGCGGAAGUGUCGUAUCAAUAAAAAUCAUACUUUCAACAAAUAUAUUUUGGCUCCUACACUUUCUUUGUUCUUUUAUUCCAUCAAUUUUUUGUCCUCAAUUAUUUUUGUCCUUUUAUCAUGUAACUCCUAAAUGUAAAUUUCUUCCACAUAUUCAGAGCUCUCUCUCUUCCUCCCCCCUGUCCCUCCAUUUAGUGGUUGGCGUUGCGUUAUCCCAGUCUGGCGAUCUACGUGGACACCUGCAGGGAGUGCUAUGAAGCCUACGUCAUCUACAACUUCCUGGUCUUCCUCCUGAACUUCCUCAGUAACCAGUACCCCAGUCUGGUAAUGAUGCUGGAGGUCCAGCAGCAGCAGCCUCACCUGCCCCCCCUCUGCUGCUGCCCGCCGUGGCCCAUGGGAGAGUAAGAGGCAGUACACGGCAUUAUUUCACGACGAUGAUGGCGGUGUGACGGGGCGAUGGUUCAGUGUUUGUAUUUCUCUCUCUCUCAGGGUGCUGCUCUUCAGGUGUAAACUGGGAGUCCUUCAGUACACUGUGGUCAGACCUGUUACCACGGUGAUAGCACUGUAAGUUCCCUGCUGUAACCAUGGUGAUCGCUCUCACUGUUCAGACUCAUAAGUGAACUUCUGCUCCCUGUGUGCAGGAUCUGUCAGCUCUGUGGGGUUUACGAUGAAGCAAACUUCAGCUUCAGAAACGCCUGGUCCUACCUCGUCAUCAUCAACAACAUAUCACAGCUGGUAAACACUAAUGAUGACAAAAUGAUUCGACAAUGACGAGCUCUUUGAGAUCAUAGAGUUUGUAAAUAAGUCUCUUCAUGCUCUUGAGUAUUCCUCCUCUCUACCUCAUUUCCUCCCCAGUUUGCCAUGUACUGCCUGGUGCUACUUUAUCGAGCCCUCAAAGAAGAGCUGACUCCCAUCAGGCCUGUGGGCAAGUUCCUCUGCGUCAAACUGGUGGUGUUUGUCUCCUUCUGGUGAGGAAUGGAAGCCGUCCUUCUUUACUGUCAUUGAGAUGAAAAUCCAAACCCAUUUUGGACUAAUAUUCCUUAAUUUAAAACAAGUAUCUCCCUCUGCGCGUCUUCAGGCAGGCGGUGCUGAUCGCCUUCCUGGUUAAAGUGGGCUUCAUCUCUGACAAACACACCUGGGACUGGGACAGUGUGGAGGCCGUGGCGACUGGACUUCAGGUAAACAGAUUUAAAAACCAUUAAAUUCAUAUUCAGAUGUUUUUGUUUGAAUCAAGAGUUGAAGCUGUUUUUUUUUCCUCCAUGUGUACAGGACUUCAUCAUCUGCAUAGAGAUGUUCCUGGCUGCCAUUGCUCACCACUACACCUUCACCUACAAACCAUACGUUCAGGUGAUCUAUCUAUCUAGAUAUCUGGCUGAUUCAUAUCUCGGUGUUUCCACGUCUCUCUCUGUCUCUGAAGAAAACUAAAGUCGCUGUGCGGUACACUGGAAUAAGUCUGGGGUUGAUUGGAAGACAUGAAAUAACCGUUUUGAGUAAAUCAGCAACAAAUCGUUGACCUUCUGAGUACUAGUCACUGAAAAUACUGACAAUACUUUUCUCUCCACAAGGACAGAGGGCUUUAUUUUGAAUUUAAGGUUGUAGUACGGGUAAAAAAAUAAAUAAAAAUAAUGAAAGUCUUUGGUUCACCACUGUCAGUAGAAAAACGUCUCUAAAGGGAAACUUUUUCCUGUGCUCCAGGAGGCAGAGGAGGGCUCGUGUUUCGACAGCUUUCUGGCCAUGUGGGAUUUCUCUGAUAUCAGAGCCGACGUCACAGAGCAGGUCCGCCAUGCUGGUGAGUGUUUCUGUCAGACUAUUCACUAUUAAGAGAGUUAAAGCGAUUAAAAUGUCUGAUAUGCUAGGGCUACCGACACAGAACACGUGUUUGGUCGACAUCAUCCUUCUUGUAACCGAAAUAAUUCCAGAUAACUGACUUGCCUUUUCUUUUUAGCAACAACUACAAGUCUUCAUUUUCGGUGGUUUUCUCUUGUUCGUUGCUCAUUUUGCAAUCGUUGUUCUGCCGAGAAACACAUGUCCACCAAAACUGCAUUCACCUCGCAGAAACGUGCACCACUUAUAGCCUGUGGAAAUGUACAAUUUAAACCCCAUAAAAUUCAUAUUAGUUGAUGAGUAAUGUUCUGAAAGUAAUUCUCGGCGGGUAUGCGUUUCUCAGCACAACACCGGCAGUGCCAGUGACUCACUCAAUGAGCAGGGGCGUGGUUUCCUCCUCUCUGAUUUUGAUUGACGGCUGGCAGGGUAGUCUGAUUGACAACUGAGUAAAGUAUGAACGUGAUUGGUGGAUCGCUGCACAGCACAUUCAGUGUACGUCAGGCAGCUACCCUUGAAAUUAGAUGAGUUGAUUCGCCUCCAACAUCGCAGUGAUCUACACUGAGGAAGGUGGAGACUAUUCUAAAGGACAUGGAUAAUCCACGUCCAAACACCUCAAUGGACCAAAGGACCAAUGGUGGUGGACGGCUCCUCUCUCUUCGCUGCAGGACAGAAAGAUUCAGAAGAUCUUUUGUACCAACAGACAUCAGACUUUAUAACUCCUCUGUCAACAGUCGAUGACUUUUUGAGACACGACAAAUGAGACGACAGACCAUUGAAUUUCCCUUUGGGGGUUCAUAAAGUUCUUCUUACAUACAUUGCGAUGACGAUGCUCAAACGAUAUAUUGUGCAUCCUUCUAAAUACUGGUGAACAUCUAAACCCUCGUACCCCCUCCUCUCUCCUCAGGCCGUACCUUCCUUGGUCGUCCGAACAAGAUGUACUUCGGUACGGUGGCUCGACCCGAACACACCGAGCACACCGGCCUCCUCACCGCGACCUCUCAGGAUGCUAUCGCCGCGGCGGCCACAUCAAUGCCCUCCUCCCCUUCCUCCAGUGGGCGGUACCAGGGCUUAGGCCACACCCCCGCCCCGCACUCCAUCUCUGCGCCUGCUGGGUUCACGUCCUCAUCUUGGGAGGAGGACAGCGACAGUUCGCCACCUAAGACGGGCGACAACCCUGGAAGCACAUAA
Molecule: messenger RNA, 4818 nt
Organism: Xyrichtys novacula (pearly razorfish)
Lineage: Eukaryota; Metazoa; Chordata; Actinopteri; Labriformes; Labridae
Source: the annotation of a GenBank genome assembly